AAAAAAAAAAUAUUCUGAACCAAUGGACUGCAGACACAGUACAGGGGAUGACCAGAGACUGCGGACACAGUACAGGAGAUGACCAGAGACUGCGGACAAAGUACAGGGGAUGACCAAGAGACUGCGGACACAGUACAGGGGAUGACCAGAGACUGCGAACACAGUACAGGAGAUGACCAGAGGCUGCGGACACAGUGCAGGAGAUGACCAGAGACUGCGGACACAGUACAGGGGAUGACCAGAGACUGCAGACACAGUACAGGGGAUGACCAGAGACUGCGGACACAGUACAGGAGAUGACCAGAGACUGCGG
Messenger RNA from Staurois parvus, 313 nucleotides. NCBI's taxonomy places the organism in Eukaryota, Metazoa, Chordata, Amphibia, Anura, Ranidae. The record is from the annotation of a GenBank genome assembly.